Messenger RNA from Endocarpon pusillum Z07020, 624 nucleotides. RefSeq lists its product as uncharacterized. The record is from RefSeq and is a predicted model, not a curated record. The coding region runs from base 1 to 624 and encodes 207 amino acids. The transcript has a single exon. NCBI's taxonomy places the organism in Eukaryota, Fungi, Ascomycota, Eurotiomycetes, Verrucariales, Verrucariaceae.
AUGCCUAUCACAGAGCUCGCACUCCUCCGUAUCUCCGCCGGCCUCUCUUACACAGAUCCCUGCCUCCUCGCGAACCUCGCAACCGCCAGGGCCGCGAUGGAGAAAUUUACUUCCUUCCCAUUCUACCUCUACCAAUGCAUCGAGGAUCCGGCGCUGAUCUACCUCAUUGGUAGCUGGUCCUCCCUAGCCCAGCACAUGGAGUCUUGGAUCCCGUCUUCAGAGAAUCAAGCAUUAUUGCAGCUGAUGAAGGAUCAGGUCGAAGUUGAAUGGAUGUUUCAUGUUGCCCUUGAUCCUACCACUCUACCCAUCAAUGCACCGCUUCUGGCCAUCGCUCGGCAUUUCGUGGCGAGGGACAACAAGAUCAAGUUUGAGGAAGUAUUCGAUGGUGUGAAGCACUAUCUUGAGCUUUGCGCAGGAAGUCAGGAGCUGGUGAAAGGUGGCUGGAAAAUCGAGAAGGAUGAUCAAAGGGUAAGAGAGGAGGAAUGGGUGUUGUUCAGUGGCUGGGAGAGUGUUGAAAAGCAUAUGGACUUUGCAGAGACAGAAGACUUCAAAGAAUAUGUUCGUAUCAUAGAUUGGAUGGAAGGUAGUGAGAUCAGAUACGCGACGAGAAUGACCCUUGUCUAG